Molecule: messenger RNA, 1640 nt
Organism: Osmia bicornis bicornis
Lineage: Eukaryota; Metazoa; Arthropoda; Insecta; Hymenoptera; Megachilidae
Product: elongation of very long chain fatty acids protein 1-like
Biological process (GO): very long-chain fatty acid biosynthetic process; fatty acid elongation, polyunsaturated fatty acid; fatty acid elongation, monounsaturated fatty acid
Cellular component (GO): endoplasmic reticulum membrane
Molecular function (GO): fatty acid elongase activity
Source: RefSeq, a predicted model, not a curated record
AUGAACUUAGACAGUGGGUCGCCAUCGUGAAAGACGGUGUUAACGUCGAGACAUCAUUCGUAUCGUACAGUAACCCGAAUGUCAGUCGAUACAUGCAAACUCGAUGGCCAGGAUCGGAAAACUUUCCCAAUUCACGUAUCACAGAAUAUGGGACCCUUAGAAACGUAUCGCUACCUCAUGGAACACGUGGCAGAUCCUAGAGUAGCAGACUGGCUUCUAAUGGGUACUCCGUUUCCAUUAUUAGCGAUUGUAUCACUGUAUCUGGUGAUCGUUCUUCGUUUGGGUCCAUUAUACAUGAGAAAUAGAAAACCGUACAACUUGAACAAAGUUAUGAUUUUUUAUAAUAUCUUCAUGGCGAUCGCGAGUGGCUGUGUUUUUCACGGGUUACUUACUUCAGGUUACACCACAAAAUAUUCUUUGGGAUGCGAACCUCAUAUUGUUUCACACGAUCCCGAGUCUUAUCGAAUGGCUAAAUGGGUUUGGAGGGUCGUAUUGUUGAAAGUCUUCGAAUUAAGCGACACAUUUAUUUUCAUAUUAAGAAAGAAAUAUAAUCAAGCCUCAUUUCUUCACAUCUAUCAUCAUACGUCGACUGUUCUUCUUUCAUGGAUCGCGUGUAAAUUUGUCCCAGGAGGCAUGUGGACGUUUACAAUUAUGCUAAACUGCAUCGUGCACGUAAUUAUGUACACCUAUUAUCUUCUUGCCUGCUUGGGGCCAGAAAUGCAAAAGAGGAUCGCACCUUUGAAGCAAUACAUUACAGGAUUACAGAUGGUUCAAUUUAUUAUCAUGAUAUGUCACACCAUCCAAACUUUGUUACCCUCCUGCGAGCCAAAUCGAAAACCAGUGGCUUACCUCUACAUGUCUCAGAUUCUUAUAAUAUUCUAUAUGUUUUGCGAUUAUUAUAAGAAAUCAUAUUUUAGAAAGAAAGCGGACUAAUGAUGUAACGAAUAGAAUAAAUUAAGGUGAGUGAACAAAUUUUCAAUCUAUAAUUAAACUCUAAUUAAACAAACUAAUAUGUUUAAUUUAACCCUUGAACAGCGGAUCUUGUGUAUUAAAAGUGGGACUCUCUCCAUGGUCCGCCAUCCGAGGGUUAACAAGUCUAUUAUUGAUUUUAAUUGCAAAUAAUAAUCAAUUUCUGUCGAUAGAUUUUAAGAAGAAUGACACACCACCUGAAAGCCGCUGCAAACAUUUUUCAAUCUAAUUUUUAUCAUUCAAUUUUCCAACAACUUUACUUUUCUCCAAAAAAUAUAUAUUGUUCGUAGUAGAAAUCGGAAUGCAAAGACGAUAGGUAUUCGAUGUAUCGUGCAAGCGAAAUACAUUAGAACAAUACAUAUAUAUUUUGUCGAGAAUCAGGGACACGCAUGAAGGAACAGUAAAAUUUCUGUAUAUCCGAGUCAGCUUGCAUUUUGUUCGUAGGAAUGCUUUUAGCCGAAUUCUUUUUUCUUCGUAUCUGCUGUUCUCAUCCGGAUCGAAACAUAUUACAUUCUGUUUCACGUUAAUAUCGACACAGCGGUGACGUGGCUCGCGAGGAUAUAAUCAUGAUUGAGGUUUUAUUAAAAUCUGACAGACAACUGAUCAAUAUUAAUGUUACAUAUUUUUGCAGAGUAUUUUUACUUACUUAGCUUCGUUUGUUUUAAUGUUUC